AGACCCCAAAAACAUCAUCAGUCACGAUUCAAAGCUCCUCCAGACAAGUCCAAGCUGCAAACACAAAAACCCAAAAUGUUCAAAUACGUAGCUAUUGUUGCUCUGCUGUUCGCCUCCGCCAGCGCCGGCCUAAUUGAGACUCACCAUGUGCUGCACGAGCCCGUUCUGGCUAAGGUGGGCACUGUGGUUCACAGCGCACCCUCGGCUGUCUCCCACCAGAGCAUCACUCAGGUCCAUAGCAAGCCUGUCGUCCAACAUGUCGUAGCUCCAGUUCUGAAGACCACCAUCCAUUCCGCUCCAGCUGUGGCUGUCCAUGCCGCUCCAGCUGUGGGUGUCCAUGCCGCUCCUGUAUACCAUGCUGCUCCAGUGGUGCCCGUUGUCCACUCCGCGCCUUUGAUCAAGUCUGUGGUGCACACAGCUCCUUUGGCUUACACUCUGCAUCAUUAGAUGGCGAUUUGCCUGAAUGAGAACAUCAGCUAUUGAUUGUGAUAGGGAA
Drosophila virilis is the source of this 496-nucleotide messenger RNA. The record is from RefSeq and is a predicted model, not a curated record. Lineage: Eukaryota; Metazoa; Arthropoda; Insecta; Diptera; Drosophilidae.